AUAAUUUAUAUGGUUAAUAAUCAACUGUUUGUAACUGUGUUAAUAUUUUAUCUUUAAUCAAAAAGGAUAUUUAUAGGCACUUACAUUUUACAAUGCAUAUAAAGUCAAUGGUGAUUGAUGGAUUCAAAUCAUAUGGCCAAAGAACUGAAAUCAAUGGCUUUGAUCCUUUAUUUAAUGCAAUUACAGGAUUGAAUGGGAGUGGAAAGUCAAACAUUUUGGAUGCAAUUUGUUUUUUGCUUGGAAUAACAAACUUAACUCAGGUACGAGCCACAAAUUUGCAAGAACUAGUUUACAAGAAUGGACAAGCAGGUGUUACAAAGGCAACUGUAUCAAUAACAUUUGAUAACAACAACAAAAAACAGAGUCCUUUGGGUUAUGAACAGUAUGAUGAAAUAACUAUAACACGCCAAGUAGUGAUUGGUGGUCGAAAUAAGUAUCUCAUCAAUGGAUGCAAUGCAAAUAAUACUAGAGUUCAGGACCUUUUUCGCUCUGUACAAUUAAAUGUGAACAACCCACACUUUCUGAUCAUGCAGGGACGUAUCACCAAAGUACUUAACAUGAAACCUCCAGAGAUUUUAUCUAUGAUUGAAGAAGCAGCUGGUACCAGGAUGUAUGAAAGCAAAAAACAGUCAGCAGAAAAAACAAUUGAGAAAAAAGAUGCCAAGCUGAAAGAGAUUGACACUAUAUUGAAUGAAGAGAUUACCCCCACUCUGACCCGCUUGAAAACUGAGCGUCAGGCUUAUAUGGAAUACACAAAAGUUGUACGAGAAUUGGAACAUUUGACAAAGCUCUAUAUAGCUUGGCAGUUUGUUGAAACACAGGAACUGUGUCAAAAAUCAGCAGAGACUCUGAAGGAGAUGAAAGAAAAUAUCACAUCUCACCAGAAUCAUAUUGUACAAGUAGAAAAGAAUGUUAAAGAAUUAGAUCAACAUAUUAAUGAAUUGGAAAAGCAAAAAGAUGAGGAAGCCGGAGGAAAACUUUUGAAGUUGGAAGAAGCACUUAAAGAAAAGCAGAUGUCUGAGGCAAAAUCUAACAGUGAUCUUCAGUACAAGAAAGACUGUCUGAAGGAAGAAAACAAGAAAAAAAAAGAUCUGCAGAAAAACCUCGAUGAGGAUGCUGCAACAACUGUAAGCAAAGAAAAACAACUUCAAAAACUGGUAUGCCAGUUAGAGAAACUGCAACAGGAUAGCAAAGUUGACAGUGAAGCUUUGACUGCAGCCCAGAAGCAUUUCCAAGCUGUGAGUGCUGGUCUUUCUAGUAAUGAAGAUGGUGAAGAGGCAACUUUAGCUGACCAGUUGAUGACUGCAAAAAAUGACAUUGCCAAUGCUGACACAGAAACUAAACAAGCAGAAAUGAAACUGAAGCAUGCAGAAGGAGAGAUCAAGAAGAAACAAACAGAUUGUAAAAAGACUGAGAAAGAAUACCAGAAAGAUCAAGGAUCCUACCAAGCUCUGGAAAAAGAACUGAAUAAGAUAAAGGUGGAAAUGGAUACACUAGAAUAUGAAGAUGGUAAAGAAGAGAAUUUGCUGGCAGAGAAACGCCUGGUGGCUAAAGAUGUAGACAACUUGAAGGAAAAAGUAGAAAAUCUUGAGGCAAAAUUUCCUAAUUUGACUUUUGAAUACAAAGAUCCAGAGAAGAAUUUUAACCGACAUCAGGUUCAUGGCUUAGUUUGUCACUUGGUUAAGGUGAAGGAUCCAAAAACAUCAACAGCUUUACAGGUCACUGCUGGAGGAAAGUUGUAUAAUAUUGUGGUGGAAAGUGAAGUAGUUGGGAAAAAGUUGUUGGAGAAGGGCCAACUGAAACGAAGAUACACUAUAAUUCCACUGAACAAGAUAAUGGGCCAGUGUAUUGACAAUAAUACACUAAAGAAGGCAGAAGCUUUGGUUGGCAAGGAAAAUGUUCAUACAGCACUCUCUUUGGUUGGCUAUGAGAAAGAAGUGGAAGCUGCAAUGAAAUAUGUGUUUGGAAGCACCUUAGUUUGCCCUAGCAUGAACACAGCAAAAGAGGUUACUUUUGCAGAAGGAAUCAAGAAGCGGACUGUCACGCUAGAUGGUGAGGUGUUUGAUCCAUCGGGUACUUUAUCUGGAGGUGCCAUGCCCCAGAGCAGUAGUGUUUUGCUUCAUUUGAUACAGCUAAAAGAAUUUCAGGAUGAACUAAAUACUAAACAGAAACAACUUCAGGAAAUUGAAAAAGAAGUCUCUUCUUUGAAGAAAGUAGCCGACAAGUACCGAAGCUUGAAGCAACGAUAUGAUCUUAAACAACAUGAGAUGGAGCUUUUAAAGUCCAGGCUACAACAAAGUACUCACCAUCAACAGCUUGAAGAAUUGCAGAGGUUCCAGAAGUUAGUUGAGGAAGAACAAACAACAGUUACAAAGUGUCUUGAAGUCAAAAAGAAGGCUCAAGAACGGGUGAAAGACUUGGAAAUUAAGAUUAAAGAUGCAAAAGCUGUAAGGGAGCAAGAGCUUCGAGCAGCAGAAGAAGCUAUCAGUAAGUGUAAGAAAAAGGCAGGGGAAUCAAGCAAAUUAACCAAAGAAAAGGAACAGGAAGCUGAAAGUUUAAAGCUGGAAGUGGAGGAGCUACAGAAAGGUUUGUCUACAUAUACUGAACAAAUGAAAGCUAUCGAUGAUGCUAUCCAAGGGUAUGAAAAACAGGCUGAGGCAUUAGGUGAUACACUGAAGGAGAAAAAGGCUGAGGUUGCAGCAGCAAUGCAAGAAGUUAAAGCUCAGAAAGCACAUCUGAAGGCCCAAAGUGAAGAAAUAGGAAGGCUUCAAAAGGAGAGGGAAGCCUUGAGGAAGGACAUUGAUGAUAAGAAGUUGCAUAUUCAACAAUUAGAGCAUGAUGUCAAUAAAACAAACAAAGAAACUAAAGAAGCAACACAAAAGGUUCAACAAAUGAUUGUGAAGUAUGAAUGGAUAGAACAAGAAAAGCAAUAUUUUGGGGUCUCGAACACAGAGUAUGAUUUUGUUGCCAAUGAUCCGAAGGAAGCUGGCCGCAGGAUACAGAAACUUCAAGAAACCAAGGAUAAGCUGGGGAAAAAUGUCAAUAUGAGAGCACACAAUAUGAUGAAUAAAGCUGAAGAACAGUACCAAGAUUUGUUACGGAAAAAACGAAUAGUAGAGAACGAUAAGUCCAAGAUUGCUGCAGUAAUCAAAGAGCUUGAUGAGAAGAAGAACCAAGCCUUGAGGGAAGCAUGGGAAAAAGUGAAUAAGGAUUUUGGUUCCAUAUUUUCCAUGCUUUUACCUGGAACCAAUGCUAAGCUGAUUCCUCCAGAAGGAAAGUCAGUUUUGGAUGGUUUGGAAGUGAAAGUGGCUUUUGGAGAUGUGUGGAAGGAAUCACUGAAUGAACUCAGUGGAGGGCAGAGGUCUUUGGUAGCUCUGUCUUUGAUUCUGUCCCUACUGCUGUUUAAGCCAGCUCCCAUCUACAUUCUGGAUGAGGUGGAUGCUGCACUGGACCUUUCUCACACUCAAAACAUUGGUCAGAUGCUGAGAAGCCACUUCAAACAUUCACAGUUUAUCAUCGUGUCACUAAAAGAUGGGAUGUUCAACAACGCCAAUGUGCUUUUCAAGACCAAAUUUAUUGAUGGAUCAUCAACGGUGAACCGCUUUGCCCAACAGCGAUCAUCAGGACCUUCUAGAAAGUAAAAUAAGUCGAAAGUUUAUAUAAUUCAACCUUCAAACAAUUUAUAGUAUAAAGCAUUAAAUAUCUUACUGUCAGAUUUCUAUCUUCAGUAUUCCAGCCAAUAAAAUUGCUCUGGAGAUUAUGUUUGAAAAAGUAUAAUGUUUCUUCAGCCAGCUCUAUAACUUGUGUUAUAACUGAAGGAUUUUUUAUCUAUUAUCUUAUUAGUACAAUAUAAAUUUUCUUUUUAUCCUUGAAGAAAAAGUACAAUGCAUGACUUUUUGUGUUAAAGAAGUUUUAUUUUUGUCCUAGAAAGAUAUUAGAUAUGAUGGAAAUCUUGAAUAUAAUCAUUUUUUUGUGGCUAGGGGUUGGGUGAAACAGCUGACUUAAUAAAAAGUAUGCACUAACCCUUUUGUGACAGUCAACUUUCAGUGGUAACAUAAAAGGUUUUCUUCUUCUUUAGUACAAGUAUGUGUAAAUAUGAUGGAUAAAUACAGCUUUGGACUUAUUUUUUUACAAUGUGGAAAAAUACUUGAACUUAUAUAGAUCACUAGAAAUCAUCUCAUUUUUUGUAAUAAUAUUACCCAUUUAUAGUUUUAAAAUGAAAUGUACAGUU
Messenger RNA from Limulus polyphemus (Atlantic horseshoe crab), 4231 nucleotides. It is a transcript of the gene SMC2, whose product is annotated as structural maintenance of chromosomes protein 2-like. The transcript is spliced from 23 exons. The record is from RefSeq and is a predicted model, not a curated record. Bases 93 to 3641 code for a protein of 1182 amino acids. Gene Ontology annotation, biological process: chromosome organization. Gene Ontology annotation, cellular component: chromosome. Lineage: Eukaryota; Metazoa; Arthropoda; Merostomata; Xiphosura; Limulidae. Gene Ontology annotation, molecular function: ATP hydrolysis activity; protein binding; ATP binding.